Molecule: messenger RNA, 711 nt
Organism: Moesziomyces aphidis
Lineage: Eukaryota; Fungi; Basidiomycota; Ustilaginomycetes; Ustilaginales; Ustilaginaceae
Source: the annotation of a GenBank genome assembly
AUGAUUUUCCUCCUCGUUCUGUCGAUUCUGAUCAUUGGUACGGUGGUAGCGCCGCACCCUGACCAGGGCAUUUCGGGGCUGCCUACGAACCAAGACGUGUACAACACUGCGUACUUCCACAGGCUUUCGCAGGUUCACGCGUACGUGGGCACCCCUUCCAUCACUGCACCCCUUUCGCCCCCUUGGCCCGAGCAUGAACAGACCUGGCAGAUGCAGCGCUACGUCAACUUGCUGCACCAGCACGAGGCGUACAUCGACCCCGAGGCAGGCCGCCAUCUCGAUCGUCUGCGCAAAAACGCAAUUUGGCUAUACAAUCACCGAGACAGCUCGCACAUCUCAGCACACCAACGUAAGCUCCUCACUCCUUUCCUCUUUGGUCGUGGCGGAAAGACUGACGCGCGGUUUGUGUUAGGCUCAUUUGUGGCGGCCAUGGAGGAGGCCGGUGAACAGGCUAAGCAGGAUCUGCAGGCUGCACUGCACCCUGUCAAUGUGCGUGCCCAGCAUGUCGAACCCCUUCGUAGGCUCGCCGCCAAGCUCACCAUCACCCUCAACGCGAUCGAGGGCGAUCUUCUGAACCACCUGCUCUCCGGGCUGAGCGUGGACGAAUGGACGAGGUUCAACCAUGCUCAUAUGCUGCUGUCUACUGAAAGGGAGAUGCUCACCCUCGCUGCCGACAGGUACGCCUCGCACCUGCCGCGCCUUGGUCUGUAA